AUGCAGCAGCAGCAGUUUGUAAAUUUUCUAAAAGCGGGGUGUCCAUGUUCUUCAUCGCAUAAAUGUUGGAUCGAUGCCGAAUUACUGUUUCUUAUUGAUGUCAAAGUAGGCAACAAGAAAAAGGAUCAUGCAUCCGGUAAACAGGGUUGUGUAUGGACUUUCAGUGUCAAACUCAGAUAG
Messenger RNA from Prunus armeniaca (apricot), 180 nucleotides. NCBI's taxonomy places the organism in Eukaryota, Viridiplantae, Streptophyta, Magnoliopsida, Rosales, Rosaceae. The record is from the annotation of a GenBank genome assembly.